AUGACAAAUGUAUCAUUAAGACUUUACAUUGAAACUGACGAUGUUGACUACCCAGGAUUGAAGAGAUUAAAAUUACAGGGAAAAGAUUUAGAAAAUGUACCAGCUGAGUUAUUCAUGUUAAGAGAAUUACAAGUAUUAGAUAUGAGCCCAGAAAGACAACCAUCUUUAACUUAUAAAUUGUUAGAACUUCCCUCAGAUAUUGGUUAUUUAAUUAAUCUCAGAAUAUUAAUAUUGGAUACAAAUGAAUUGCACAGUCUACCAUCUGAAAUUGGUUCAUUAACACAAUUAGAAAAAUUAUCUGCAUCAAAUAAUCAAUUAAAAAGUCUACCUACAUCUAUGACACGAUUAAAGCGAAUUAAAAGUCUACAUUUGGCGAAUAAUUUAUUUGCUGAAUUUCCUAAACCAAUAUUGAAAUUAACGAAAUUAGAAUUCCUAGAUUUAAGCAGUAAUCAUUUGGAAUCUUUACCAUCAUCUAUAACCGAAUUAACCAGUUUAGAAAGCUUAUUAUUAUUCGACAAUCGUUUGACCAGUUUACCAGAGGAUAUUGGUGAAUUACGAAAUAUUCGAUGUUUAUGGUUAGGUGAUAAUAGACUGGAAAGUUUACCACAAUCAAUCGUUGAACUGCGUGGAUUAAUAUGGUCGCCAUUAUUAUCGCCAAGCACAACAGUUGGUGGGAACCCUUUAAAGGACCCACCGAUUAAAGUGAGUGUUUUCGCGACCUACAACCUCUUUCAGAUAUCUUUUUUAGUACUUGGAUAUUUCUAUAA
Messenger RNA from Schistosoma turkestanicum, 767 nucleotides. Lineage: Eukaryota; Metazoa; Platyhelminthes; Trematoda; Strigeidida; Schistosomatidae. The record is from the annotation of a GenBank genome assembly.